AGAAACAACUUUGUCUUUUAAUUUUUUUAAAAAAAUUACAUAGAAAGUAUAUUAAUUUAAGUACUAUUUAUUAUUAACAAUAAUAAAAUGUCUGAAGAUACAAUCUCAUUUCAAGUAAAUUUCAAAGGAAAUAUAAUACCGGUGGAAUCAUGGUCUCUUGAUAAUACGAUACAUGAAUUAAAAGAAUAUCUUGUGGAAAGUACUGGUGUACCCUUAGAAUUUCAAAAAUUAUUAUACAAAAGUGUUUUAAAAGAUGGGAAAACGUUUAGAGAAUGUAAUUUUAAAUCCGGAAUUAAAGUAACAUUGAUGGGAAGUUCACAAGAAGAAAUUCAAGUUGUAAAAAAGGCUGAUUCUAAGAUUAUACAUCAACUUUCCAACAAAUCGAGAUCGAAAUAUGCAAUAAAUCCAUAUAAAGAUGUAAAUAGAGUUGAAGAUUUAUCAGGACAUGAUUAUACGUUUCAUAGGAUAGAAGUAAUAGAAAAUUUUCCUGAA
Messenger RNA from Rhizophagus irregularis DAOM 181602=DAOM 197198, 492 nucleotides. RefSeq lists its product as uncharacterized. The record is from RefSeq and is a predicted model, not a curated record. NCBI's taxonomy places the organism in Eukaryota, Fungi, Glomeromycota, Glomeromycetes, Glomerales, Glomeraceae. Gene Ontology annotation, molecular function: protein binding; proteasome binding.